This is a messenger RNA of Punctularia strigosozonata HHB-11173 SS5, 1212 nucleotides long. Its product is annotated as NAD(P)-binding protein. The transcript has 6 exons. NCBI's taxonomy places the organism in Eukaryota, Fungi, Basidiomycota, Agaricomycetes, Corticiales, Punctulariaceae. Gene Ontology annotation, biological process: cellular response to oxidative stress. The coding region runs from base 74 to 1099 and encodes 341 amino acids. The record is from RefSeq and is a predicted model, not a curated record. Gene Ontology annotation, molecular function: quinone reductase (NADPH) activity. Gene Ontology annotation, cellular component: cytoplasm.
GUCGCCACCAGUCUGAACGAUACGUACAAAAGACGGCGUUAUCUGGAUCCCUGAUACCCGCUCACAGCUGAAGAUGUCCGUACCCACCAAGAUCCAGGCUAUCACCUUCGCCAAGCAGGGCGGCGUGGAAGUCAUCGAGAAGACGGAGAUCCCGUUCUCUCGCGGCGGCCCGGGUCAUGUUAUCGUCAAGGUGCACUACGGCGGGGUCAAUUUCAUCGACACGUACUUCCGAGGCGGAAUAUACCCUGUUGAGAAGUUCCCGGGGAUCAUCGGCCACGAGGCAGCUGGGGAAAUCGUUGAGCUGCCUACGGACGAGAACGUGUUGAACAGCGAGGUAUACAAGAAGAGAGGGUUGAGUAUCGGCAGCAGGGUAGCCUUCUUCUCUACAAGCACGUUUGCUGAAUACGUCUCGGUCCCUUGGGAGAAGGCGGUCGUCCUUCCGGAUUCCGUCACGUACAGGAUCGGCGCCGCUUCGAUUCUGCAAGGCCUUACUGCGCUUUCGUUCGUCACGGAGGCGUAUGAAGUCAAGAAGGGCGACACCGUCUUUGUACACACCGUCGCUGGCGGUCUCGGCCUGUUUUUCGCACAGCUAGCGAAAGCAAGGGGUGCGACCGUGAUUGGAACGACCUCCACACCCGAGAAAGCCGAAAUCGCGAAGGCUCACGGUGCUGACCACGUCAUUCUGUACAAGAAUGAGGACACCGCCCAACGCGUCAAGGAGAUCACGAAUGGCCAAGGCGUGGACGUUGUCUACGACGGCGUGGGCAAGGACACAUUCGAGCUGGACUUCGAGAUCAUCAAACGCAAGGGGACCAUCGUCUCCGUCGGCAACGCCUCAGGCGCCGUCCCGCCUUUCCCACCUCUCAAGCUAACGCCCAAGAACCUCAGAAUCUUGCGACCUUCCUUGGCGAACUACCUCGUGACCCCCGAAGAGACGGACUUCUACGGCCCGAAGUUCUUCUCCCAUAUCGCAGACGGAUCCCUCAAAGUCAACGUCUUUCGGGAGUACCCCUUCACCGCGGAGGGAGUGAGGCAAUCACAGCUCGACCUGACGGGAGGGAAGACGACCGGAAAGCUCCUGAUCAAGAUUAUCGAUUGAAAGGAUCGCUCUGGGCCUUAGGUCGACGGCUGGCUUCGAGUAUCUUGACAAGACCCAUAUGAGCUAACAAACUGUAUUCUGCUGCGGGAGCUAGGCAACUAUUCUGUUCUAAC